AUGCAACGGAAUUUAAAUGCCCCAGAUCGUCUUAUGUGGAAACAUGGAGAUAAUGUGGCUGAAUACUCUUCUUCUAGAGUGUGGGAUUCUCUUCGAGCAAGGGAUCAGGAGGUGGAUUGGGCUAAUCUCAUUUGGUUCUCUCAAUGUAUUCCUCGACAUGCUUUUCUGAUGUGGCUUAUUGUUAGACGAAAAUUGCUAACUCAGGAUAAAAUCUUGCAAUGGAACCAUACACGGUCUAACAACAUGAACAUGAUGUGCUGCUUAUUGUGCUACGAAGAUGUUGACUCGCAUGAGCAUUUAUUUUUCGAGUGCAAGUGCGCCACGCAAGUUUGGGAGGCGGUUCGUUCAAAAGCUGGUAUGGAAAGUCUGGAACCUAAGUGGUGUGAUAUUCUCGACUGGCUUGGCAGUCAUUCGCGGUCAAAGUCAGCAAAAAAUUUGGUUUGCAGAUUGUUAGUUGCGGCCCUGGCUUAUACUAUUUGGCAGGAAAGGAAUAACCGGUUGUUCAGAAAUCAUGCCCGGCCGCCGGAUACUUUAUGUAAGGUGGUGUUGGAAAGUGUUAGAUAUAAACUGAUGGGGCUUAGAUUCAAGAAUACUGCGGGGGUUCGGGAGCUACUUGAAAAGUGGGAUGUUCACGGAGCCGAUUUGGUCAUGGAAAAUGGAUGA
Messenger RNA from Helianthus annuus (common sunflower), 663 nucleotides. RefSeq lists its product as uncharacterized. The record is from RefSeq and is a predicted model, not a curated record. Lineage: Eukaryota; Viridiplantae; Streptophyta; Magnoliopsida; Asterales; Asteraceae. The coding region runs from base 1 to 663 and encodes 220 amino acids. The transcript has a single exon.